Messenger RNA from Pyrenophora tritici-repentis Pt-1C-BFP, 615 nucleotides. RefSeq lists its product as uncharacterized. Lineage: Eukaryota; Fungi; Ascomycota; Dothideomycetes; Pleosporales; Pleosporaceae. The record is from RefSeq and is a predicted model, not a curated record.
AUGAUGUUGCAGCAGAUGUUGAAGCCGACAAAGUGUUCGAUGAUGAUCGAACUUGACACACAUCGUGGAACUUGCAGGAGCAAACAACUUUACCGUCAACGUAUCCCCAUGGUAGAGGUGAAGCAGGCGAAGCGCGAGCCAGAAGAACAUUCCUCGUCCGCACAAGGGAAGGGAAAGAGCCAAGAUCAGGUAUUUGACGACAAGUGCACCGCCAUCGAGCUUUCCAUGCAGGGCCAGAUCGAGGCUCUACGCUACGCGUUCGACAAGAAACUGGACACCAAGUUUAAGCAACUUAAGGCGGAGUUCGAGGAGAAGCUCGCUGCUGAGAUCAAGAAGGCGGACGACGACCGCGCUACUGGGAUCAACAAGUUGGAGUACAAGUUCGACCAGAAGUUCACCACCCGGACCAGUCUCCAGGAAAAAAAGUUCAAUAUGGGACUUGCUGCCGAGCCUCAGAAGUCCAAGACACUGGAGUACGAGGCGAAAAUCAUGACCGCAAAGGCAAAGAAACUGCAGGAGAACAAGGCUGCGAUCGAAGCGGAGCUAGAUCCACUCCAUCUUGAGCUGCAGGAGAACCGCGAGUGCCGCGCUAUGCUUGGUGGCUACACCAUCUAA